Drosophila novamexicana is the source of this 3901-nucleotide messenger RNA. RefSeq names its product ATP-dependent RNA helicase DHX8 (gene pea). Gene Ontology annotation, cellular component: catalytic step 2 spliceosome; intracellular anatomical structure. The transcript is spliced from 2 exons. The record is from RefSeq and is a predicted model, not a curated record. Lineage: Eukaryota; Metazoa; Arthropoda; Insecta; Diptera; Drosophilidae. Gene Ontology annotation, biological process: spliceosomal complex disassembly; mRNA splicing, via spliceosome. Gene Ontology annotation, molecular function: ATP binding; RNA binding; RNA helicase activity. The coding region runs from base 73 to 3882 and encodes 1269 amino acids.
UUCGAAACGUUUUGUGUCCGUUUUAUAAACUUUAUUGAAUUAUUGUCGCAGUGUUUGCGUUCAUUUUGCAAAAUGGACGAGCUGCAGCAGCUGGAGUACCUGUCGCUGGUAUCGAAAAUCUGCACAGAGUUGGACAAUCACUUGGGCAUCAAUGACAAGGACCUGGCCGAAUUUAUCAUCGAUCUUGAGCACAAGCAUCGCAGCUACGAUGCGUUUCGCAAGGCGCUCCUGGAAAAUGGCGCAGAAUUUCCCGAUUCGCUUGUGCAGAAUUUACAGCGCAUCAUUAAUUUAAUGCGGCCUAGUCGUGCUGGUGGCGAUGCAAAGGCAAUGAAUGGAAAGGACAGCAAAGGGGACAAACAAUCGCAGCUAAUCAAAAUGUUUCCCGGGUUAGCUUUGCCUAAUGACAAAUUCAGUAGCAAGAUGUCGGAGGAGGAUGAUGAGAAAGAGCAGCAGGGUGUCAAAGAGCCCAAACAGAAAAAAAACGAAAUGAGUGACGUGGAUGCGGCCAUGCUGGAACUGGAGGCUCUGGCACCAGGUGACAGCAAAGAACAGAGGGAUGGCAAAGAGAGCAAGCGGCGGCAACGAUCCAGUUCACGUGAGCGGAUUAAACGCAAAGAGCGCAGUCGGAGUCGUGACAAGGAGCGGGAUAGGGACAGGCAGAGAGAUAAAGAGCGGGACAGGGAUAGGCAAAGAGAUAAGGAUCGGGAUAGGGAUAGCAAUCGGGAUAAGGAGCGGGAUAGGGACAGCCAUCGGGAUAAGGAGCGGGAUAGGGAUAGCAAUCGGGAUAAGGAGCGUCGUCGCAGGCGGAGCAGAUCCCGGGAGGAUCGAGAUCGGGAUCGUGAUCGUCGCAGGCGUCGCUCCAGUUCACGGGAGCCGCAUCACGACAGACACGAACAACGAAGACGACGCUCUCGUUCCCGAUCCCGCGAACGCAGCAGCCGUCAGCAACAGGAUAAAAUGCCGCCACCGGCAGCUGCCAUGAGCGAUGAUCCAGAACUUGGAAAAAUCUAUUCCGGCAAGGUGGCCAACAUAGUGCCAUUUGGUUGCUUCGUGCAGCUGUUUGGGCUGCGCAAGCGCUGGGAAGGUUUGGUGCACAUCUCGCAGCUCCGCGCCGAGGGUCGCGUCACCGAUGUGACCGAGGUGGUUGCCCGUAAUCAGACGGUCAAGGUUAAGGUCAUGUCGCUGACGGGCCAAAAGGUUUCACUUUCCAUGAAAGAAGUGGAUCAGGAGAGCGGACGCGAUCUCAAUCCGCUGUCGCAUGCACCAGAGGAGGAUGCGGUGUCUUUGCGUGAUCGCAAUCCUGAUGGACCCUACAGCAGCACAUCCUCCAUGCUCAAUCUGCAGGGCAAUAACAUUGAUGGCGACGAGCACGAGUCCCGCAAGCGCGUCACACGCAUCUCCAGUCCGGAGCGUUGGGAGAUUAAGCAAAUGAUAAGCUCCGGUGUUCUGGAUCGCAGCGAAAUGCCGGACUUUGAUGAAGAGACGGGCCUGCUGCCCAAGGACGAGGACGACGAGGCGGACAUUGAAAUAGAAAUUGUAGAAGAGGAGCCACCAUUCCUCUCCGGCCAUGGACGAGCACUGCACGAUCUGUCGCCCGUGCGCAUUGUCAAAAAUCCGGAUGGCUCGCUUGCCCAGGCAGCAAUGAUGCAGUCAGCGUUGUCCAAGGAGCGACGCGAGCAGAAAAUGCUGCAACGGGAACAGGAAAUGGAAGCCCUGCCCAGCAAUCUCAACAAGAACUGGAUCGAUCCACUGCCCGAGGAUGACAGCUCACGCCAUCUGGCGGCCAAUAUGCGCGGCAUGGGCGCCACACCCCAAGAGGUGCCCGAAUGGAAGAAGCAUGUGAUUGGCGGCAAGAAAUCCUCUUUUGGCAAGAAAACGGAUCUGACGCUCGUCGAGCAGCGCCAAUCGCUGCCCAUUUACAAGCUGCGCGACGAUCUCAUAAAGGCCGUCACGGACAACCAGAUACUGAUUGUCAUUGGCGAAACGGGCUCCGGCAAGACCACACAGAUUACCCAGUAUUUGGGCGAAUGCGGCUUUACAGCACGGGGCAAGAUUGGCUGCACACAGCCGCGUCGUGUGGCCGCCAUGUCCGUGGCAAAGCGUGUGGCCGAGGAGUACGGCUGUCGCCUUGGCCAGGAGGUGGGCUACACGAUACGUUUCGAGGAUUGCACCAGUCCCGAGACGGUCAUCAAGUACAUGACAGACGGCAUGUUGUUGCGCGAGUGCCUCAUGGAGGCGGAGCUAAAGACCUACUCGGUCAUCAUGUUGGACGAGGCGCACGAGCGCACUAUACACACGGAUGUGCUCUUCGGUCUGCUAAAGACCGCCGUGCAGAAGCGGCCGGAACUGAAGCUAAUUGUCACCUCGGCAACGCUGGAUGCGGUCAAGUUUUCGCAGUACUUCUUCGAGGCGCCCAUUUUUACAAUACCCGGACGCACGUUUCCUGUCGAGGUGCUGUACACCAAGGAGCCGGAGACGGACUACUUGGAUGCUUCGCUGAUAACUGUCAUGCAAAUCCAUUUGCGCGAACCACCAGGGGACAUACUGCUCUUCUUAACGGGUCAGGAGGAGAUUGACACCGCCUGCGAGAUACUCUACGAGCGCAUGAAGAGCCUAGGACCAGAUGUGCCGGAGCUAAUCAUAUUGCCCGUGUAUUCGGCGCUGCCCUCCGAGAUGCAGACUCGCAUCUUUGAUCCAGCGCCCGCCGGCAGUCGCAAAGUGGUGAUUGCCACAAAUAUAGCGGAAACGUCGCUGACAAUCGAUGGCAUCUUCUAUGUGGUUGAUCCCGGCUUUGUAAAACAGAAGGUCUACAACUCGAAGACGGGCAUGGACUCGCUGGUGGUCACGCCCAUUUCGCAGGCAGCCGCCAAGCAGCGUGCCGGCCGUGCGGGCCGCACUGGACCCGGCAAAUGCUAUCGCCUCUACACGGAGCGAGCGUAUCGGGAUGAGAUGCUGCCAACGCCAGUGCCAGAGAUCCAGCGUACCAAUCUGGCCACCACAGUACUCCAGUUGAAGACGAUGGGCAUCAAUGAUUUGCUGCACUUUGAUUUCAUGGAUGCGCCGCCGGUGGAGUCGCUGGUCAUGGCUUUGGAGCAGCUGCACUCGCUCUCCGCGCUGGAUGAUGAAGGUUUGUUGACGCGUCUCGGUCGCCGGAUGGCCGAGUUUCCGCUGGAGCCGAAUCUCUCCAAAAUGCUCAUCAUGUCCGUGGCGCUGCAAUGCUCUGACGAGAUCCUAACAAUUGUGUCCAUGCUCAGCGUGCAGAACGUGUUCUACAGGCCCAAGGACAAGCAGGCGCUGGCCGAUCAAAAGAAGGCCAAGUUCAACCAGGCCGAAGGUGACCAUCUGACACUGCUGGCCGUUUACAACAGCUGGAAGAACAACAAGUUCUCGAAUGCCUGGUGCUAUGAAAACUUUGUGCAAAUCCGGACGCUGAAACGUUCGCAAGAUGUGCGCAAACAGCUGCUGGGCAUCAUGGAUCGCCACAAGCUGGACGUGGUGUCUGCGGGCAAGAACUCGGUGCGCAUACAGAAGGCCGUCUGCUCGGGCUUCUUUCGGAAUGCAGCCAAAAAGGAUCCGCAAGAGGGCUAUCGCACCCUGGUCGACUCUCAAGUGGUCUAUAUACAUCCAUCGAGUGCGCUGUUCAAUCGCCAGCCCGAGUGGGUCAUCUACCAUGAGCUGGUGCAGACGACCAAGGAGUAUAUGCGCGAGGUGACCACAAUUGAUCCCAAAUGGUUGGUAGAAUUUGCGCCAUCGUUCUUCCGCUUCUCGGAUCCCACCAAGCUCAGCAAGUUCAAGAAAAACCAACGGCUGGAGCCGCUCUACAACAAAUACGAGGAGCCAAAUGCUUGGCGCAUUUCGCGCGUGCGCCGACGCCGCAAUUAAGUUGGACAGUUUUUGUCUA